This is a messenger RNA of Notechis scutatus (mainland tiger snake), 2576 nucleotides long. RefSeq names its product p53 apoptosis effector related to PMP22 (gene PERP). The record is from RefSeq and is a predicted model, not a curated record. NCBI's taxonomy places the organism in Eukaryota, Metazoa, Chordata, Lepidosauria, Squamata, Elapidae. Gene Ontology annotation, cellular component: membrane; cell-cell junction. Gene Ontology annotation, biological process: cell-cell adhesion.
GGAAUCUAGGCGGGGCCGUCCUUCGAACCUUGCCCGCCGCUUAAAAAGCGCAGCGCCUUUUCCGCCGCCUUCUCCCAGGCUCAAAGCCCGGCCCGAGGAUAUUGGCCUUAAAGGGGAACUUCGAGCCACACUUCCUGCUUUUUCUCCUCUUCCUCGCCUGAAAUCUGCCGGAGCAAAAUGUUCAGGUGCGGCCUGGCCUGCUGGAGGUGCAGAUGGAUCCUGCCCCUUCUCUUGGGGAUAGCCAUCAUCUUUGGCAUCAUAGCCUUAGCUGGCAAGGGGUGGCUGGAGUCGGCCGAAGCCCCCUACGUGCGUAAAGCCUGGUUGUGGUGGGACUGUGUGAAAGAUAAGCCUGGCGAUGCAGGGUGGAAGUGCAAUUCUCUCAUGGACUACAGUUGGGGCAGAGCUGCUGCUGCUACAUAUCUUGUCGGUUUUGUCAUCCUCUGCAUCUGUUUCUGCUUAGCAAUCAUAGCAUUUUCCAUCGAUAUAUUGCGGUUUAACUUUGUUCGAGGAAUUGGUGGCUUGCUCUUCGUUGUUGCUGCUUUCCAGAUCUUAGGCUUGGUCAUCUACCCAGUGAAAUACACUGAAGAUAUUCCAUUGACGGGAAGCAACAUGUUCAGCUGGGCUUAUGGUUUUGGUUGGGCAAGUACAGUGAUUGCGAUAGGUUGUGCCUUCUUUUUCUGCUGUCUUCCCAAUUGGGAAGAUGAAGUCCUGGGUAACAUAAAACCCUAUAGGCAUGAUGGCAUUUAACCAGUUUGAUGUGGACUUUAUAGAAGAUACUCUGAGGAAAUAAAGCAAUAUUGUUUCUGACAUAGGGUUAUUUGUUUGUUUGAAUAACAGUUUAUUUUUAGACAUUCACAUUUUCAGACUUAUUUUAUUAAAAAAAAGAGAAAGAUUGCAUUCUGAAUUUUGUUAACUAAUAAUAAUUCUUUUCAAGAAUUAAUUGUUUUUGGCCAAGGACAGGGGUUUUGGUGAGGUGAUUUAUUCCAAGACAAUAUUUUAUUGAAUAAAUAUAUAAGGGAUUUUUUUAAAUUGUCAAACAAUUUUAAGCUUUUGUUUCUAGCCUGUGGUUCAAAAUUCUUAUCCAAAUAUGUAUUAAUAAAAGAAUGUUUGAAAAUGUAGUCUUUUAUACACUUGGUAUGCAAUCUUCUAAGCACUACAUUCUGUUUAUAUUAUUUUAUCGGCAUUUCUGUUAUAGCAAUGCUUCAUAGCUUACUUGAUACUAAACGAUUUAACACUAUAGUAUUCUGUGUGUGCAGAUUUCCCUUGUUAAAGAAUUUAUGUGAUAGCAUCCCUGCCCCCCCCCAUUAUAUGCUUCUAGACAAGGUUAAGAAUACAAUAAGUCUGCUCCAUUCAAGUAAUUAGAGUAGUUAGCUAUUUUGUGUUUCUUCUAGUCCUCCACUCUGGUUAAACAAAUCUUUUGAGAGAGAAUGCAUAAAUGCCAUUGGUAGUAAUGCUCACAAUCUUCCAUCUGAAUUUACCGGCAUACUUUUUAACAUUAAUACAUUGAAUGUGUCUCAUGGAUUGAAAUUAGGAAAAAGGUAAAACAUUAAGAGUUAUACUUUUCAAUUUCCUUGCUCCUCAAUAGCUGAUAGUACAACUUUAUUCUUAGUAUAUAGAUGUAAAGCAAAAAAACACCCCCCCCCCAAACAAAUAACUAUUAGAUGGCAAACUUAUUAGGCAAAAAAACAAAGCUGGUUUAUUGGAUAGUUGCAGUUAGAAAGUGCUUCUUUGCUGCCAAUCUUUUCAUUCCAUUUUAUCACGACUGCACCCCUUAUACAUAUUUUGGAGUCAAAUGGCAUUGAAUCUAAGGAUGGAUAAAGAUAGCGGCAAUGUAUGGUUGAUUUUUUAAACUUUUGGAUAAGGUUCUGCAGGAUUAGUUACUUUGUAGUGGAAUAAUAAUGUAGACUUGACUUUCCAAAUGUAAGCAGCAUAGCUCACAGAUAGGCAGUGUGAUGUCAGUGGGUGCAGAGAACCUUAGGAAAACUCUAGUAGGGCUAAUCAGGUUUCUGCAGCAAUGGGCUUUAUUUUUUAAUUAAAAUAUAUGGAAUGUUUGCAUGCUGCAAAACUAAAUGCCAGUCUGUGACAUAUUUAUUUACAAGAAUACCUAUGGAUCUCAUGUAGAGUCCUCAGAGUAUUCCAAAAUAAAAGUAGUACUUCGGUGUAAGCCUAGCACGACAAAGGCAAUGAAAAAUUGCAGUGGUGCAAAGCAUUGAUGAAAUGGGUUAAGGGGAAUAAUCGUGUCACAUUGCCAUUUUAAAAUAAUUUCUGUUGAGUUGCUGCCUAGUUGUCAACACACAUAGUGGUAGCCAUUGUGUAAACAGAUAUGCCUUUGGCAGUCAGAAUGUCCAGGUUCACACAGUACAUACUUCAGAAUCCCAACAGGACAUAGAGUUCAGCCAUUCUUAAUUUUAAAUAUAGAGAAGAUUACAGAGAAUAUCAUUAAUCUCAGUAGGAAAAUUAAAUAAUCACUGAAAAUAUUGGAUAGAAUCUGUGACUGGAAUAUGUGAACACUUUAAUUUACAUUAAGAUAUUUUAAUAUCAUUAAAUCCAUUGUUAACCUGACAGCCCUCUGAAUG